GAUUUCACCAUGACCAACAAUCUCUUAAAGUCUUCGCCAGCGUGGUUCCUAAGACCCAAUCACCUGAGAAACAAUUUGGAACAGAACUUCGUCACUUCUCAUCCGCCUUCUCCGGAAACUCUUUCCUUCUUUCCUUCCGAAGAAGAAUACUGCAUAAGAAAAUACUGUCCAGUUACUCUGGGAUACUUGCUGCCCGAUCUUCAUUUCACAAGAAUCGAAGCCGUCAAAGAUGCAACACUCGACUUUGACUUCGACUUGCGACAGAAAUUCGAGAAGCACCUGGACGACACGCACCCCCUGAUUUCCGGAUCUACUUCCCUGAGCGAGGAUUCUUCGAAUUCUGACAACAAUAGCCAGUUGGGAGAUCGUAUCGAAAACGAUCUUAGUUCUGGAACUAGAAAGCCUCUCAAGAGAUUAGAAAUGCAGCUUCCAAAAGUGAAUUAUCCUCAGAAAAACAUGAAAUUCCUCUUACCCGCAGCUGAGCUUAACAACCGUAAAUCUUCUUCAGUACUGACAAAAAGUUUCUGUACUGGUUGCAUCAAUAAGAAUGCCGUGACGGAGAAAUCACCCAGUUAUCGUAAAUUUCACAAACGUAAUAAAAAUCGUAUGCGGGAAAACUCGAUCAUCAAUUUAUCGUUACCUUCCAUUGCUAAUGAAUUUUGCUUUAGCUUCAAGGAAAUGGUACCCGAGGAAGAGUACUUGUGUGGCAACUAUAAGAACAUUCCUUUUGAUGAAUAUAUUAAAGAUGAAUGCCCGGUAGUUCCACCAACAGCCAGAAGCAAGCGAGAUGCCUCAGCUCAUAGACCAAGAACUUACGACUUAAAGUAUCCCAGUAAAUUGCAUUUUGUUUCACCUGUUUCUGAAGACGCUUUGAGGCCGGUGAAAGAGCUAAGCUUUGAUCAUUUGCCGCCGUCUCCCUACAUGGUCGAGUUAGCCAGAUUGCGGAAAGAAAAAUUAAAGAUAGAAGAAAAGCUGCUGCUGAAAAAAAGGCAACUUCAGGAAAUUGAGAGGCUCAGAUCACCUACCUAUAAGUGGUAAGUUUUGC
Molecule: messenger RNA, 1045 nt
Organism: Parasteatoda tepidariorum (common house spider)
Lineage: Eukaryota; Metazoa; Arthropoda; Arachnida; Araneae; Theridiidae
Source: RefSeq, a predicted model, not a curated record